AUGAUCUCUCUCCACCUCCUCGCUUCAGCCCUCCUGGCUGCCAGCGCUCAAGCCGCUACUGGCUACAUCGACCUCAGCGCUUCGGGCGGGGUUCCCGAUGGCAAGGCUUCUGGUAUUCUCUAUGGGGUACCCAACGGACCCGCUUAUACCCCGAAUCCGGUUCCCGCUGUCCCGUGGAACCUCUUCAAAGGCGCCGGUAUCAACCUGAUGCGAGCGGGAGGCGCCCAAGUCCCGGCUCCUGGAUGGUCUUCGGGUGACAUCAAGAAUUAUGAACAGCGGUUCGAGUCGGCCAAACAGAACUAUUUCGAUACGAUGGCCAACGGGGUCAAGACCUUUGUCUUGCUGCCACAUGACAUGUGGGGAGCCGACUCGGUCACCAAGACCCCCGUCUACCCAUGUGAUAACGGAGACUGUACUUACUAUGGUCAAUUUUUGGAUCGCGUCAUUGCCGAUCUCAAGGCCAACAACAUGUUGAAGGGCAUGCAGAUCGACGUCUGGAACGAGCCGGACGUCCCCCUCUUCUGGGACCGAUCUCAAGACCAAUACUUCCAGAUGUGGGACUACGCCUUCCAGAAAUACCGUACCGCCUUCCCCUCCUCUUCGGGCGUGACCAUCUCCGGACCCGCUUACACCGGUCCUCCUAACGAGGGUAACUCUUGGUGGACCAAGUGGGCGGACCAUAUGAAGAACAAGCCGGCCGUCUACCCGGACGUGAUCACCUAUCACCAAUUGCUCGGUCGACAAGAUUCCUUCAAUGAUCCGUUUGAGUCUAAGAGGGUCUUGGAUAUCAUCCAGAGCAAGAACAACCUGCCUCGAAAGCUGGUUCAGGUCAAUGAAUACGCCGGCUCGGACGAGCAGAGUCCCGCCUACUCUGCCUGGUUCAUCGGUAGAUUCGAGCGUACCGGACAGCAAGGUCUUCGAGCCAACUGGGGCUACGGCCGAAACUUGCACAACGACUUUGCCCGUCUCGUCGCAGGUGUCGAAGCCGGUUCACCUUACACCCUCGGGGACUGGCACGUGUACAACUACUACACCCAAGUGCAAAAAGGAUCCAUCACCAGGGCCGGUGCGGACGACGUCCUCUGGGACCUGUUCGUCACCCAAAACCGCGGAGCCAAGCAGGUCAACGCUCUCGUCGGUUCUCGUGGCCAAGGUACCCCUUGGAACUCGCCCGAUUUCCCCAUAACCAUGUCUUCGGUCAGUACCGUCUUUGGCGCGGCUACCAAGGUUCGGGCCGUGAUCAAGGAGAUCCCGUUCAACAACGCCGGACGGGUCGAUGCCCCUACUGUGGUCAGUAACGCCACUUAUAACGUCGUCAACAACCGGGUCGUCUUGCCCAUCUACAGUCGAGUCGACAACGCCUACACUAUUGACGUGUACGCUGCUUAGUCUCGAGAGCUGACUUUCGCUCGCAGAGCGCAAGCGAAUGGUUGAUGCGUUCAAUAAGCGUGAGACAGACAAAAGGAAACCCGGCUCAUAUACGAAACCGUCGGGACGAAAUGUGGUGUUUGGAAAACAAGGCAAUCUCCUUAGUUUGGAAAUAAUGUUGAAUAACUGAGACAAUCACCAAUCACAAAG
Filobasidium floriforme is the source of this 1578-nucleotide messenger RNA. RefSeq names its product glycoside hydrolase superfamily. The coding region runs from base 1 to 1389 and encodes 462 amino acids. The transcript has 7 exons. The record is from RefSeq and is a predicted model, not a curated record. Lineage: Eukaryota; Fungi; Basidiomycota; Tremellomycetes; Filobasidiales; Filobasidiaceae.